CCCAAGAUUUGGUCUAAAUCAAAUUCAGUACCUAUUUCACCAAGCUUCCGUAUAGUAACCGACACUGUGCAUCAAAUUUCCAGCAACACAUGAAAAAAAACCUAAUCUACAAUGUCAACUCAGAACUCAAAUGUCUAUCACGAAAGACAAAGAUUACAGUUCUGUCUCAUACAUACUCUCAAUUCACUCUUUCAGCAAAAAGAUGCUUUUACUAGAGCAGAUUUGAAUGCAAUUUCUGAGAAACUAGCACUUGAUGACACCUCCAACAGUGACUCAUGGACACCGUUUUCUAUGCUGUUCAAGCCCCAUCAUAAUGCACUGACUGGAAACUAUGAUAUAAAUGUUCUAAUAGCUGCCUUGGAAGAGAAAGGGAAGAGUGUAGUUUGGCACGAUCGGCGAAAUGGAUGUUCCUCGAUUGAUCUUGAUGCGCCGGAAGAUGUUCUGAUGGGGGUUGUGGUUAAUGUUGCGGUGAAAAGGUUUGCUGGGAUUUGGAAAGGUAGGCAUUGGAUUGCUUUGAGGAAGAUUGAUGGGGUUUGGUAUAACUUGGAUAGUGAUCUUCAUGGUCCUAAAUGUUUUCGCGAUCAGGAUGAAGUGAGAGAGUUUUUGGAUUCUAGCAUUGUUGGUGGUGGCGAGGUUUUGCUUGUCAUGAAUCAGAAACAUCAGGCGUGAAAUUUUUUGGUUUUUCAUGAUAAACACACUCACAAUGAGAAAGAGUGAAUUAAAUAAUCCCUAUAAGUACUUCUUACUCAAGCACACAAGACCUUCCUCCUUCCAAAGCUCUCUCCUACAAUACUUUUAACUUACAACAGUAGCUUCACAAGAAUAUUAAUAUUAGCAUCAUCAUGCAAACAAUAGUAAGCAACAAAAUGAGUCACAAUGAGAAAACAACCUCAUCAUGGAGACAAAAUUCUAAUAGAAAAUUGGCCAGAAAUCGGCAUGUCAGAAGCUGCACAUUCAGGAUUCCUUGGCAAUCUGAAUUCUCUCCCAUUGAGGUUUUCAA
Vicia villosa (hairy vetch) is the source of this 1000-nucleotide messenger RNA. Its product is annotated as josephin-like protein. Gene Ontology annotation, biological process: protein deubiquitination. Gene Ontology annotation, molecular function: cysteine-type deubiquitinase activity. The coding region runs from base 112 to 669 and encodes 185 amino acids. The record is from RefSeq and is a predicted model, not a curated record. Lineage: Eukaryota; Viridiplantae; Streptophyta; Magnoliopsida; Fabales; Fabaceae. The transcript has 3 exons.